Molecule: messenger RNA, 789 nt
Organism: Prunus avium (sweet cherry)
Lineage: Eukaryota; Viridiplantae; Streptophyta; Magnoliopsida; Rosales; Rosaceae
Source: RefSeq, a predicted model, not a curated record
AUGGGGACUCGGUGUAUAUCUCAAUUUUCCGACUCCGCCGCUGAGCUCACCUUGGGUCAAGGCAUGAUGGCUUCACACCAAGAUGAGCUACUCGGCAAUAAGAUAUUGGAGAUGGAGAAAUCUGCGGGCAGGAUAUUGGAGAUGGAGAAAACUCUGGGCCAACUGUUGUAUUUGUCGAAAUCAAUAACGCAAGAGCUUCGCUUUCUAAGCCCCCCUUGCACGGUGAUUGAAAACUACAAUCCCAGCCAUCCCAACCCAAAGGCCUAUGAUCUUUACCCAAGCUUACCCAAGGAUUGGGAACAUUCGUUAAUGACGGUAAAUCAAGGGGAAUCUAGAUCUGUAUGUUUAUUCGUGUCUUCUUAUGAGGACGAAGAACACACUAAUGCAGUCUAUGAAGUCAAAUUCAAACACGGAGGAGAAGUCACUCAUGAACCCCCAGUAGUUAGACAUGUUGCCAAGUUCCACGGUGGUUGUCGUCAGGCUGCACGGAUUUUCAACCAUUCCAAAUUAUACUGCAUUGGAAAGGACGGUGGAUUUAUUCUUGACACGAAGACUUGGUCAAACUGUUCAUCUAUUCCUCCUAUCCUAGCCUCUAAAUCAAUAGAAACUAUUGUGUGUGCGUACGACAAGGUUUAUUAUCUUGCAUGUCCAUCAAGCUUAUUCUCACCAGUUAUGGGGCACUCCUUCGGUAGAUAUGAUUCUGAUCAGAAGGUUUGGGAGAAAAUGACUUCUUUUCCAUUUUAUGAUGAUUAUGACCACCGUAUGCAAAUAACUGGUUAUGCUGUUUGA